UGUGGUUUCUUGUGUCCUCUCAAUCCUUCACCAUCCAUUCACGCCUACUCCUCAUGUGCACUUUGGUUCUUUUGCGUUUUCCAGCUCAGACAGAAAAGCAGAUUUUUUCCCCCCUCCAUCACAACUCAGUUUAUUUUUCGGAUUUUUUACAAAAAAAAAAAUGCAAAUGACAAUUGUGAAGAAUUUCUGACUGAUACAAACGGGACGGAUGAAGACAGAGUCAUGCUUUUUUAAUUUAUUAUUUUACGCAUCAACAGUCGCACGUAGAGCCUGGAGAGGAUAAAGCUGAGAACGCAAUGUGGCUGGGUUUUUGUUAGAUUUGGUGAAGGUGUUGCUGGAAAACAGAGACAUUUAAUACAAUGAACUAAUCAGACAGUGUUAAGUUUGCUGAGGUACCUGUGAUUUGCAAAAGAAAGGGGGGAAAAAAAGAUAUUGGAGAAGCACCGUGGAAAUCUACGCGUCACCAGCGCAACAAGCCCGCACACCAAGGCGGUGCGACUGGCACACGGGCUGUCGUCCUCUGUGGAAGUGGUGCAGGGUGAAUCCACUGUGUGUCCAGGGUCCAGCUGAAAUUCUUAGCUUUCUAGCAACAUGAAAGGCAAGUUCACCUCCUGAAGCCAUAAACUUCCAUACUGAGUUGACUCACAUACAUCUGCACCUGGUUUGCACAGACCUUCACAUGUAAAGUGGAACUGAACAUCAGCAGUGUCCAGUCAUCAUCGCCUAACCAUGUUACAACUCAAGAAUAUCCUGAACAGCUUUCCACCAGUCACCCCAUGUAUGCUCCUCUCUAUUCUGCUGGUUCUGCUCCCUGGAGUCACUCAUUUCUCCCAGGGCAGCGUCAGCCAUGAAGAUUCCAGCAGCAUCUCAAACAACUGCUCCAGUCAAGACAACUGCUCUGAAGGAGUGCUGCUGCCCUUAUGGAACCCCCAAAACCCUGCGGUGGGGGACAAGGUGGCACGCGCAAUCGUUUACUUCGCCGCUCUCAUAUACAUGUUCCUAGGCAUGUCCAUCAUCGCCGACCGCUUCAUGUCUUCGAUCGAGGUCAUCACCUCUCAGGAAAAGGAGAUCACUAUCAAGAAGCCUAAUGGCGAGACGACCACGACUACUGUGCGUGUCUGGAAUGAGACGGUGUCCAACCUGACACUGAUGGCACUUGGCUCAUCAGCGCCGGAGAUCCUGCUGUCUGUCAUCGAAGUGAUUGGCCAUAAUUUCGAGGGUGGAUCUCUGGGUCCCAGCACCAUUGUGGGCAGCGCUGCUUUCAACAUGUUCAUUAUCAUUGCUAUCUGUGUGUACGUGGUGCCCGAGAAUGAAACGCGCAAGAUAAAGCACCUCCGGGUGUUUUUUGUUACCGCUGCCUGGAGUGUGUUCGCCUACAUCUGGCUGUAUCUCAUCUUGUCUGUGUUCUCCCCCGGAGAGGUGGCUGUUUGGGAGGCCGUCCUCACCUUCCUCUUCUUCCCUCUCUGUGUGCUGCAAGCCUGGAUCGCAGACCGACGCCUGCUCUUCUACAAAUAUGUCCACAAGCGUUAUCGUGCUGACAAAACCCGUGGCAUCAUCAUUGAGUCAGAAGGGGAUGCCAUGUUCACAAAAAUGGACCUGGAGAUGGACGGCCAGGGUGUCAACUCCCACACUCACCCCAAAGAGGCUCUGGAUGGGAUGCUGGAAGGUGUGGAGGAAGGUGGAGGGAUGAGCACAGAGCAAGAUCAAGAGGAGGAGGCCCGACGGGAGAUGGCCCGCACUCUGAAGGAGCUGAAGCAGAGGCAUCCGGAGAAGGAUAUGGAGCAGCUGAUUGAGAUGGCAAACUAUCAAGUGUUGGUCCAGCAACAGAAGAGUCGAGCCUUCUAUCGCAUUCAGGCCACACGCAUGAUGAUCGGAGCAGGGAACAUUUUGAAAAAACACGCAGCUGACCAGGCCAGGAAGGUCGUGAGCUGCCAUGAGGCCAGUGGGCAAGAAGAAGAUCCCAACACUAUCUAUCUGCAGUUUGAGCCCUCUCACUACCAGUGCUUUGAGAACUGUGGUUCACUCAAGCUGUCAGUGAGCCGUCAUGGAGGAGAAAGUGGCUGCACUGUGAAGGUAGACUACCGUACAGAGGAUGGAACGGCUAAUGCAGGCUCUGACUAUGAGUUUGCUGAGGGCACUCUGGUCUUCAAGCCUGGUGAAACCACCAAAGAAUUCACCGUUGGCGUUAUCGACGAUGACAUUUUUGAGGAAGACGAGCACUUCUACGUGCGCCUCAGCAACCCACGAAUUGUGCACCGCGCCGAGGUUUCCCUCCUGGAGCCAAGCUCCAUCACCUCCAGCAAUAGCACGGUGGGCAUCUCCUCCCACGUCCCUCCUAAGGCUGCCCUGGGCAACGCUGACACCGCCACGGUUACCAUCUAUGACGACGACCACGCUGGCAUUUUCACAUUUGAGAAUAACAACAUGAGGGUCAGCGAAAGCAUUGGCAACAUGCAGGUGAAGGUUCACCGUACAUCUGGGGCCAGGGGGAAGGUGGCAGUGCCGUACCACACCAUCGAAGGCACCGCCAAGGCCGGGGAGGACUACGACGAGGUGUCGGGCAAGCUGGAGUUUCAGAAUGAUGAGACCAUGAAGCUGCUGAAUGUGAAGAUCAUCGACGACGAGGAGUACGAGAAGAACAAGACCUUCACCAUAGUGUUGGAGGAGCCCAUCCUCCUGGAGGUGGGACAGAGACACGGAGACACCAAUGACAACAAAACAGUGGUGGGACCUGAGGAUGUGUCAAAGAUGGGCUGCCCGUGUCUGGGAGAGCACACGAAACUGGAGGUGGUCAUUGAGGAGUCUUAUGAAUUCAAGAGCACAGUGGACAAGCUGAUCAAGAAGACAAACCUGGCUCUGGUGGUGGGGAGCAGCAGCUGGAGAGAGCAGUUUGUUAGUGCUGUCACUGUCAGUGCAGGUGACGAUGAUGAGGAGGAAAGUGGGGAGGAGCGCUUGCCGUCAUGUUUUGAUUACAUUAUGCACUUCCUGACAGUUUUCUGGAAAGUCCUCUUCGCUUUUGUCCCACCCACUGAGUACUGGAAUGGCUGGGCCUGCUUCUUUGUGUCCAUUUCCCUCAUUGGUGUUCUGACAGCUGUGACUGGAGACUUGGCCUCUCAUUUUGGCUGCACCAUCGGUCUCAAAGACUCAGUCACCGCUGUGGUGUUCGUGGCCCUCGGCACUUCUGUUCCAGAUACUUUUGCGAGUAAAGUGGCAGCCAUCCAGGACCAAUAUGCUGACGCCUCCAUUGGAAAUGUGACCGGCAGCAAUGCGGUGAACGUGUUCCUGGGCAUCGGCGUGGCGUGGACCAUCGCGUCCGUUUACUGGCACACUAAAGGCCAAGUGUUCAAGGUGGACCCAGGCUCCCUGGCCUUCUCCGUCACCGUCUUCACCAUCAUGGCACUGUUUUGCGUGGUGGUGCUCCUCUACCGCCGGCGUCCCAGUGUGUCAAACGGAGAGCUCGGGGGACCACGGACAGCGAAGCUCGUCACCUUCUUCCUCUUCCUCUCCCUCUGGUUUGUCUACAUCCUGCUCUCCUCUCUGGAGGCGUACUGUCACAUGCCCGGCUUCUGAGACAGAAGGACACGCACAGACACGACUCGCUGAACGUGUGGUUUUUUUUUUCCCCUCUGUUUUUGUCGAUUUUCUCAAAGGUUUAUAUAGCUAUUUGUAUCGUUAGUUUAUUUACUGAUAAGAGCACAAUAUCGGAGUGACUCUGGGUCUUUGAACAUUGGGACUUUGCUACCAUCCACUCCGCUGUGAAUGAUAGUCCCUGAAUCUCCUCCUCAAAGUUGUCCUCCCUUUUUUUUUUUUGAAAUGUUCCAAAGAAUAAUUAUCUAAUCAGUGCCAACUAAUCAUUAACACCAAGCCUUCCAUCACUUGGUCUGUUAACCUUGAGGCAUUGUGUCCUCUCUCUGAGGACAAUUACUGAGUUUUUACAUGUUAAGCACGAGGCUGAAGCAAGAUGUGAGGAAUAUAAAGAGAAAUACACGACGAGAUGGCAUUGCACUUGGUAUUUAUAUAAAAAACAGAGGAGAUUUCUGGAGCAGGAAUGACCUGUACAACAUAGAUGUGUGUUGAUAUUUAUUACUCAAUCUUUACAUUAAGUAUUCACUGUAUAUCACGUGUAAGAUGAACAUCGUGUGUGAGAGUUACGUGAACGAGUACGUGGGUUUCUUUUUGCACGUAACCAGUUUUGUGGUAAACAGUUUUAAAGUACUGUAUGUGAUAUUUUGAUAUAACACUUGACGUGUCGAUGAACUCCUGUACAUGUGAACCACAGCUGUAUCAUAAUCUCUUCACUGCCUGGUGCCCCCUGUGUCAUGAAGCUCUCUCCAUCAGUAUCACAUUGCCAUGGUUUUUCUAGAGGAGCUGGAGCAGAGUGUCUGCUUUAAACUGUAAUAUGAAGUGUGCGUGUGCGUGUGCGUGUGCGAGUGUGUGCGCACUCCUCUGGUCUCCAGCACAAAAUGUCGGCGGGCAUGGGACUACACAUGGAGCAUUCAUUUUUUUUUCUUUUUUUUUUGUUAUCUGCCCCCGCUGACACUGUGAACGUUUUGCAGCAGCAUCACUCCCAGUAAAAGCACAGAUCCUCAUUAUGGCACAAUCGCCCAAACACAUCCAUCAACUGAGAUGAGAAAUGUGCUAAAAGAGACAACGUGUACAGUAUUUCCCUGAGAGUUGCUUCUUGUGUCAUGGAGAGCAGUUGAUAUUGAACUUUCUUUUUUUUUAAAUUUAACCUAGAAUAUGUAGAGCCAUAUUUAUUGUAACGGUAUUACAGUAGAGGUAUUUAUAUGAUCCGUUUUAGUUUUAUUGAUAUGCACGUUAAAUGUAGAAAAAAAGUGGAAAUAAAUGUUGCUGAUUUAUGAUGCCGUAAAA
Molecule: messenger RNA, 4872 nt
Organism: Solea senegalensis (Senegalese sole)
Lineage: Eukaryota; Metazoa; Chordata; Actinopteri; Pleuronectiformes; Soleidae
Gene: slc8a4a
Product: solute carrier family 8 member 4a
Exons: 9
Coding region: 730-3570 (946 amino acids)
Biological process (GO): calcium ion import across plasma membrane; sodium ion transmembrane transport; cell communication
Cellular component (GO): axon; sarcolemma; postsynapse
Molecular function (GO): calcium:sodium antiporter activity
Source: RefSeq, a predicted model, not a curated record